Molecule: messenger RNA, 807 nt
Organism: Setaria italica (foxtail millet)
Lineage: Eukaryota; Viridiplantae; Streptophyta; Magnoliopsida; Poales; Poaceae
Exons: 1
Coding region: 241-585 (114 amino acids)
Source: RefSeq, a predicted model, not a curated record
AUGCGGCCUCUGCCCAACCCAACACCCCCACCAUUGUUUAACCAACUGAUCAUUGGGCAGUGAGCAAGCUCAACUUGCCGGAUGCCAUCUCCUCUAUAUAACAGCCCUCCCAGCCAUGGCAUCCCAGGCACAUCGGGCAAGCUGACUUGUGAGAGCAAGAGCUUCUGCAUCACCAAUUUGCUCUCCUACUCUACAUUCUAGACAUCAUUCCUCGGAUUCUCUCUCUCGUAGUCUGAAGAGAUGCCUCGGUUCAUCCUCUUCUGCUUGGUGUCGAGCCAGCUGGCCAUGACCGCGGUCGUGGCGCGGCCGUUCGCCGUCUUCUUGGACGGCGGCGCGAUGAGCAGCGUGGUAGCAGACGCUCCUUCCGCUCCGGCCGUGCUACACGCGCACUCCCUGCUGGAGGAGUCAAGGUUCGCCGGGUCGCCGCUGGGUUCGCACCACAGCCAUCACAGCCCCUUCGACCGGACGUUCGCCGGCGGCAAGAUCAUAGUGACGGGGCUCGCCGCCGCCAUCGUCGUCGCCAUCUUCUGCUACCUCCGGAUCACGAGGACGAAGAAGAACGUGGAGGUGGAGCCAAAAGUCUGAUUGCUAGGCCCGACUAUACUCCAUUACUCCUACAUCAUACUACGACUUCUGCAGAAAAGGAAAAAAAAAUAAUCGUUCGAUUCCACAUACACACAGUGAGGAUGGGUAUAUGGGGUUCAAGUGUAACCCCACUUAGAUUCAUUUUAACAUGUAAACAAGUAUUUGUGACGAAUAUAGAUGGUUUCUGUGCCAAAAUCCUUCGGUUUGCAGAAGGUGCUUCAA